Pediculus humanus corporis (human body louse) is the source of this 387-nucleotide messenger RNA. RefSeq lists its product as uncharacterized. The record is from RefSeq and is a predicted model, not a curated record. The transcript is spliced from 4 exons. NCBI's taxonomy places the organism in Eukaryota, Metazoa, Arthropoda, Insecta, Psocodea, Pediculidae. Bases 1 to 387 code for a protein of 128 amino acids.
AUGGCUGAUGUAACUCAUAGUCUUAUUGAAGGACGUUAUCAAUUUUUAUCGGCCGUUACGGGUAAAGUUAGCCAGGGAAAAUAUAUUUAUUAUAAUGCAACCGUACCGGGUACAAUACUUUUAGAAUUAACAUCCAUUUCGGGUGAUGCCGAUUUAUACGUAUCACAAAAAACUAAAAAUCCUACAUGGGAUCAUCCAAAUAAUUAUUGCUUACAAUCAGUUACAUUUAGUUUAGUCGAUGAUUCCCAUGAUUUAUUUUCAUCGAAUUCAUAUGAUGAAAAAAUAGACAAAUUUUAUUUUCACAUCGAUGAUGAAUCGUCUAUUAAAAAACAAAAGAUUGAUAAUAAACUCGAUAAUAAUAAUAAUUUGGCACAGCACUCCUCGUAA